AGGGGGAGGGGAAGUCCCCUUUUUCUUGUUAAUGCAACCUCCCCAAAACCAAGCUAAUCCCUCUUCAUUCGGAAGCACAUCAAAUCUGACUCCAUUCUUACUCAGCCUCCAAAAAUCCUUUUCUUCCUUUUUAUUCAAUCCCACUUCCGGGAAAACAAUCUUUUAUUGAUUUACAGAUUCAUCAUAUAGUUUUCCCGGAGAAUUGAAAUCUAUCUUUCAACCCUCAAAUAUGGCAUCAUUAAAAAUCCAUCCUAGAACCCAUUCAUUGAUUCAUGUAAACAAACCCAAUUUAAUUUCUGAUUUGAACUUGACGACUUGUCUCUCAGUUUCUAAAAGGGUGUCUUCUCAUCGUGUUUCUGCUUCUCUAUCUCUAUCAAAUCCACCUUCUAAUUCAGGCGGAGUUGUCAAAGAAGAUCAGAAAAGGUCAGAAGCUGUAUUAUCUGGUAAGCUUGACGAAUGGAUGAAGGAAUCAAUGGUGGAUAUUGUAAAGAAUUUGAAGCAAGCGCCGUUAUUGGUCCACGUUUACGAUGGUGAAGGACAAGUGAAGAUCAAGACAGAGAGAGCCGUAGCGGAAAAUUGGCCGGUGGUGAAAAGUGAAUGGAAAAGUGGAGAAAAAAGAUGCCCAGAUGGGCUUAUUUUUAUUGAAGAAGUUGGAACUGAAGAAGAAUUAAGAGAUGGCAAAAUUGCAGAAGAAUCAGAGGAAGGUAUAACAAAAGCAUGGGGAGUAGUAGUACAAGGGAAAGGGGUAGAAUGUUCACCAGCUUGUUAUUUGUUGAAGACGAGUAGAGUUGGUGCUGGUUUAGGAAUGGGAUUGUUUUGUACUCAUUUCUGUUUAGCAAGAGUACAGAAUUUUAGGGACAGUGCUCUUGGACAGCUUAAAGAUUGUUGGUUGUUGCAAUAACUGAUUGAAUUUUUCUCAAGGGGAAAAAAAUUGUGAUUAUGUCUAAGAUUGUUGAAAUGUAAAGGUUUUACUGAAAGUAAUACUACUAAUGGACUGAUGCUUUUGAGUAGA
Molecule: messenger RNA, 1012 nt
Organism: Nicotiana attenuata
Lineage: Eukaryota; Viridiplantae; Streptophyta; Magnoliopsida; Solanales; Solanaceae
Exons: 1
Coding region: 230-901 (223 amino acids)
Source: RefSeq, a predicted model, not a curated record